CAGAGAGAGAGAGAGAGAGAGAGAGGGAGAGAGAGAGAGAGAUGGUGAUGAUGAUGAUGAUGGCGUCUCUGUCGGCUCGAUUCUUUCAAGCCUCCCUGAAGAACACGUUCUAACAACACCAGCAAAGCGGGAGAGAAAGAAAAGGAGGGAGGAAAAAAAGAAAGGAAGGAUGAGAACAUGACGGAACGGCGUGGCUCUAGACAGACGGACGGACAAAACGCUGACGACUUGACUGACUGACUGACUGACCGUUUUGGCAUCGACACGCACACACACACACACACGCACGCGCGCGCGCCCGCUCGCGCACACGCUCGAGCACAUCCAUAUUCUGGAGAGUAAUUGAGGCGCGAAAAGAAGAAGAAGAAGAAGAAGAAGAAGAAGAAAGACAACCAAAACACCGGAGGUCGGACAUUUUCAUGUCAAGCUCGAACAGCAGUCUCUGUGACCCCAACAGAGAAGAGUGCGACUUUACAGGAUGGGGGUAGUCAGCGAGGGAGAAGACGUUUUAGCACGGUGGAGUGAUGGACUGUUAUACCUGGGCAGCGUCAAAAGAGUAGAUGUUGUCAAGCAGUGUUGCUUGGUCAGAUUUGAGGAUAAUUCGGAGUUUUGGGUCCUCAGGAAAGACAUUCAUUCAUUCUCAGCCAGUGGGGAGGACGUUUGUUGUGUCUGUGACGGGCCACCUCUUAAAGAGCCUCUUAUAAACUGUCUCAAAUGCCGCCACGGUUAUCAUCCGCAGUGCCAUACUCCAACCAUUGAACCCGAGGUUGACAGCAACUCCUGGAUCUGCCGCCAAUGUGUCUUUGCUGUUGCAACCAAGAGAGGGGGAGCCUUAAAACGAGGGCGCUUCGCCCGACUCAUGCAGUUAAUGAAACUGAGGCUGCCCUAUCAGCUGUCGUCUUUAGACUGGGAUCCCCAGCACCUGACCAACCAGCAACAGUGUUACUGCUACUGUGCCGGGCCUGGAGAGUGGAACUUGAAGAUGUUGCAGUGCGGCAGUUGUGGACAGUGGUUUCAUGAAGCUUGCACCCAGUGCCUGACCAAACCUUUGCUUUAUGGAGACAGGUUUUAUCAGUUCCAGUGUUCGGUUUGUACAAAUGGCCCAGAGACUAUUCAGAGACUGCCUAUGACCUGGGUAGAUUUGGCCCAUUUAGUGCUGUAUCAUCUGUCUCUGUGCUGCAAGAGGAAAUACUUUGAUUUCGAUCAUGAAAUAAUGUCCUUCACAAAUGAGAACUGGGAUUCUUUGCUGUUGGGCACGUUGUCAGAUACACCCAAGCAAGAUCGCUGCAACAAUCUGCUCAACGCUUUAAAUUCCCACAAAGACAGGUUUGUCUCGGGCAAGGAAAUCAAGAAGAAAAAGUGUCUUUUUGGCCUUCAAGUGCGAGCUCCUCCUCCGCUGUCGUCUGACUCAUCGCCUCUCAUCGCUGACCAGCCAGUCAGCAUCACACACCGCAGAAGCCCCCUGUCACUGCCGUGCCAGAGACGAACGGUGGUGCCUGAAUCUCGCAAAUCAAAGCGGCGCAUGGUCGAGACACAGCCCUGUCCUCCAGGAGUUACUGCCAACCCGAUAGAUCUGGUGCCAUGUUGCCAUGGUUAUGUAGGUGGGGCGAACAUCUACAACUCCCGAAAAUCGGAGGAGGAAUUAGGCUUGGGGUCACCUCCCAAGAGAAUGUUUGCCCUGUAUCACCCGUCAUAUAAUGGAUCUCAGGGUCUGUCUCGAACUUUGCAUCACUACAGUGCGGAGGACCCUUGUCGGCUUCCAGCUCCCUGUCUCCCCUUUUCGCCCCCUCAUUCAGCUGGCCAGAGGUUCGAGCAAUGCCCCUCACUGUUCCUCCGUGAUGUCACUCCCUACCCCAACGGAGUGGGCAUGGAAGGGUCUGCGGCAAGAGGCUGGGGCGGUGGGGAGGCCGUCAGGAUUCUGGCCAGACGUGUCACACCAGACGGAAAGGUCCAGUACUUAGUGGAAUGGGGAAACGUGGCGGUUUACUAAAAGAGGGAGAGUAAGAAGAGAGUGAAUAUAUAUAUGACAGAAAGAUAGAGAGAGCAGGUGAGAGGAAGAAAGACAGUACAUAAUAUUCAACAGUUGGGGAAAAAAAAUGAGGAAAGCUGUAUGAACCUGCUAACUGGGUGGGAUAUAUAUAUGUGACAGCACUGGACUCGAGUCAAAGCAAGCAAAGAAAAAAAAAAAAACAACAUGAAACAAAUCCAGGUUGAGCUCAACAGCAACUUCACUCUGUGGGAUUAUACUGUUAGAUCUCUUUUCCCCCGCAGGCGUCUCCUAUAUUUUGAAUACUGUUAGAAAACACCCUUAGAAUGCCUUGAACUUUACUAUCAUGAUUUGUAUUAUAUAUAUACGAUAUAAGCUAUCCAUGGUAAUUAUAUGUUGUUUAUGCACUCAUCAUAGUUCAGGAGGUAAGAUUUUGACGAAAGUUUUACGGAGAGGUCAUAAAGUACACCUGCAAUUGUAAUAUUACCUUAACAGGUAAGAAGGGCACCCUUGAGAAAUAAUCCAAGUCGCAUUUAGGCAUUCCUCUUAAUAUGCAAACCUUUUAUGAUUGAUGAUCUAACAGGAGGUCUGAUCAACAAUAUAAUUAGGCAAUAGAGAAAAGUUCGUUUUGCACGUCUGGGGAUCAUCUGAUACGAAAAUGUCGAAUAGCACCUUCAUUAUUCAUUUUGUUCAAGUACACCUUCAAGUGCUCAAGGUAGCAGCACCUUUUUAGGUCAGGUCAUGACCCAUAUUGAGGAAAUUUAAAAUUUCACAUGCUCAAACAUGGAUGUUUCACUCAUGAUCUUCAUGUCAUAUUGUAACCAUAUUUAAGAGACACAGGUGAUGCUAACUAAGCUACACUGAAACAGAACUGCCAUUCUAACUAGCUGACUUUUUUCAUACCUAAUUCUGUUACCAGUUGGUAAGACAUUGUGAAACUUUGAUUUUUUGAUUUUUUUAAUAUGUGCCGUCUAACCCAUCAGUAAGUGUGCACAGCAAAAAAAAAAGUUGAAGUUAAAGGGAUCAGCUGAAAAAUGUUUCCUCAGUUUUUAAAUUAGCUUAGUGAAUGUAAUCACUUUAGAUUUACUUUUCACUGAUUCAGCUACACUGAGCUAAUUUAAAAGUUUUAGAUGUGGUAAUUAUGUGUGUGCGCAGCGUCCUUAAAUGAUUUAAGCAGCCUACUGUAAAUCCUGUAACACCAAUGCGAGGAAAAGAAAUGUACAGCUAUAGAUAACAACAUUUUCCCACAGUGUUCUUCUCAGAGAAGACUAUAUAUAGGCCCAUAUAGAUACAAACACACACACACAAACACACACACACACACAUACACACAUACAUAUGUAUAUGCACUUCAUUAAGUACACCACCUCCCUGUAUCUACACGUUGUCCAUUUAUUAUAUAGGGGCAGUUUUUACUUCUACAAUUCCAGGCUAUAGCCCAUCUGAUCUUCUGCACUCUUAGUUAGGCCCUUUUCACCCUGUUAUUAAAUGGUCAGUACCCCCACAGGACACCACAGAAAUUUUAAACACAGAGUUUUAGUGUCACUGCUGGACUGAGAAUAGUUCACCAACCAAAAAUAUUCAGCCAGCAGCGUCCUGUGGGUAAUGUCUUGUGGUCACUGAUGAAGGAUUACAAAAUGACCAACGCAAACUGCAGCAACAGGCAAGCUACGGUCCCAAUCUUUACAUUUACAAGGUUGAUCAACAAGGUAUGAGUGUCUAAUAGAGUGGACAGUGAGUGGACACAGAGUUUAAAAACACUGGCAGCACUGCUGUG
Colossoma macropomum (tambaqui) is the source of this 3764-nucleotide messenger RNA. RefSeq names its product PHD finger protein 1 (gene phf1). The transcript is spliced from 15 exons. The record is from RefSeq and is a predicted model, not a curated record. Gene Ontology annotation, molecular function: chromatin binding; DNA binding. The coding region runs from base 479 to 1990 and encodes 503 amino acids. Gene Ontology annotation, cellular component: nucleus. Lineage: Eukaryota; Metazoa; Chordata; Actinopteri; Characiformes; Serrasalmidae. Gene Ontology annotation, biological process: regulation of DNA-templated transcription; chromatin organization.